CAGUGCAGCGUUCUUGCCUGCUGUCCUCCUGUUUGCUAGCACCUUCCAUCAUGCUAGCCUGAGCAACAACAACCUGUGUUCGGACUGAAAAUACAGGCCGAUAUGUUGAUUUAGGACGGUCUGUGGUUAGCGGCAGGUAACUGAACAGUGUCAGCUGCGUCUUCGUUUACUGUCACGAGGAAUAUUAAACGGAUAAUGACUACGAGCACAAGCUGUCCCUGAUAGCAGCAGCUAAGAUAACUAGCACAACAUGGAGAGCUGCACAGCAGUCUUGAAAACACUGUGAAGAAAGUUAGUACCGCCAAGCUAAGGUGGCAUUUUACUAACUGUAUAGUAGAAGUGGAUAGCCAAUAUUUUCUCUUGAUUUAACUGUUGUGUGUGAGUGUUUCCUUUCUUGCCUGGACUGUCUCCUAGUAAACAAACUGUCAGAGAACCCGAGGAUACCGAAGGACCCCUGAUGAGAUGACCGAAGGAUCAUACAAUCUUUUUAUGCCACUAAUAUAUCCCCUGACUACAUUUUCUAUGGAGGCUAAAGGUUGCCUUCCUGCCAUGGUAUGCGUUAUGAUCUCCUUGCAGCAGUGGUGAAUAUCAGCCCCUCCAAACCCAGUAUGUCAGUGUGUGUGAAGGCUGUGUGUUGGGGUGGUGUGGAGAUGAAGCUGCACAGGUUGCUUCUGACAGGCAGGAUGAACUGCACUGGGAUGUAUCUGCCAUUCACCGGGAACUUUUAUUUAAAACGCCUUUUCAGCUCUGUUUUCUCAAGAGCGGGUGGCACCCGAGCUGUCGUCCUCAGCAGUGCACGUCCAGCACUCUUCCCAUCGAAGGACAUUGUUUCACAUGGAGAUAGAAAACUUGUAUUGUACAGCAGGAACUACAGUGAGGUCUGCUGUCAUACGCUGCCUGUGUCUGGAUGUCAACCCAGAAGAUCUCAGUCUGCUGCAUUGAGGAAAAAGAACCUGCUGCAUGGAGGUCCAACAUGGCCCGUGUCCUUCGUCCGCCGCAGAGUGACAGAUGCCUCGGUUUCCAGUGUGCCUCCAGCUUUUGUAGUGAUGAAAUUUGACCAGGAGGGAAAUGUGACAACAUUUGAGAAGAAAAAAACAGAGCUGUGUCAGGAGCUCAGUCUUCAGGCCCGAGACCUUCGCUUUCAGCACAGUACCAGCCUCACUGCGAGAAACAACUGCAUUAUCAUACGGAUGGAGUCUUUGAAAGCCAUCGUGACCCCGGAGCACUUGUUGGUGUUGGAUUUCCGUGGUCUUGGAUUGGAGCGUUGGUUGGUACUGGACCUGGCCCCUCAGCUAGCAUCAUACACACACUCUCUGCCCUUUGAGUUCAGAGCACUGGAGGCCAUACUGCAGCACAAGGUGAACACUCUACAAGCUCGGCUGAAUGAUGUAGAGCCGUCGAUAUUGGACACAUUGGAAUCGCUUGUGGAUCCUAAAAUCCUUUCUGCAGAUAGAAGUAAACUGCAUAUAUUACUGCAGAACAGCAAGAGCUUAUCAGAAUUGGAGACGGAUGUCAAAGUUUUUAAGGAUUCCUUGCUGAAGAUUUUGGACGAGGAUGAGAUCAUUGAAGAACUCUGUCUGACCAAGUGGACCGACCCAAGAGUUUUUGAGGAGAGCAGUUUGGGUAUUGACCACGCUGAGGAGAUGGAACUGUUAUUGGAGAAUUAUUAUAUGCAGGCUGAGGAGCUGGGCAACAAAGCCAGAGAGCUGAGAGGGCUGAUAGACGACUCUGAGAGCGUCAUCUUCAUCAAUCUGGACAGCCACCGUAAUGUGAUGAUGCGCCUCAAUCUGCAGCUGACGAUGGGCUCCUUCUCUCUAACCUUAUUUGGUCUGAUUGGGGUAGCCUUUGGAAUGAAUUUGACAUCGUCCUUUGAAGAGGACCCGCGUGUUUUCUGGCUGGUAACCGGCUUCAUGUUCUUGGGCAGUGGGAUGAUAUGGAGGCGACUGCUGUCAUUUCUGGGGCGACAUCUUGAGCCAUCGAUACCAACACUAAUCCCUCCAGUCUGGAAGAGGAAUCUGAAAACGUCAGACAUCAAAGCAGGACUUCGAUGAUGUUGUACCUCUGCUCUGUAAAAUGAGACAAUGCAGCUUUAAAACCCUGGACCUCCUGAGAUCUCCUGAGGCUGGAGAUUUUUAUUUUUUAACAUACCUCAGUGUUUCACCCCCCCGUGCCUACAGCAGAGUUUAAGACUGGAUCCAAAUAUCUGGACACUCUAUGUGUGUCUCGAUCAUUGUACUUCUCAUACUGUGUAGGGGUUAUUCUAGAUACUUUGGAUCAUAUCUUCAUGUAUGUGGAUAAAACCAUGGGCACAGAGUAUUGCUCUGUUGUCACUGGUUUUCGAGCAGUGGGUGGAUGCAUGGGAUAGUUGGAACUGAAACGGACAACGUAUGAGUUUACUGCCCACAUGCAGUUGAACAUCCUCUCAUUUCAUAGGUGAAAAUAGUGAUAGAAGUAUUAAAUUCUGUUAAUUUAAUUUAAAUGUGAAUCAAAUCUAAUGUCUAGAGUCUGUUGUUAUGGUUGUGGAAAGCGUUAUUUCCUUUAUGAUUGAUAUUUAAAGCUGCAUUUCCAGCCAAAGUACCUGAAACUUCUAGUCCCAGGAACUACUUUUCAUGGAGUUCCCUCUGUAUGCUAAAAAAAGGGUUUUAAUAUCAGAAAAUAAUCAGGUAUUUGACACAAUUGUCAACAUAAACGGAGCAGUGGCUGAGCUGCAUCAGCCACUUUUCCUCAUUCUCAAAAUUAUGUAACACCAGUUUGUUUGGUUUUGUGUUGAUGUUGUGUCACAUUGUUGCCAUGACUGUCUCAAAUUGACAUUUGUCCAAGUAAUAAAAGGUCAUAACACAUGAUAAACUUCAGGAAGUAUGACUGCACGCUGACCUUAUCCCACUUCUGUUUGCAUUGUUGGUCAAAGCCAAACUGUUUGAAAGUACUGCCUUAAAGGAACUGUGUAUUUCCCCAAGUCCUUCAUAUUGUGAUUGUUGUAACUCUGUUACAUUUAAUACUAUAAAAAAAUGUCAGUGUUCUUAGAAUUUAUCAUGUUGGUUUUUUUA
Acanthopagrus latus (yellowfin seabream) is the source of this 3047-nucleotide messenger RNA. It is a transcript of the gene mrs2, whose product is annotated as magnesium transporter MRS2. Gene Ontology annotation, biological process: mitochondrial magnesium ion transmembrane transport. Gene Ontology annotation, molecular function: magnesium ion transmembrane transporter activity. Gene Ontology annotation, cellular component: mitochondrial inner membrane. NCBI's taxonomy places the organism in Eukaryota, Metazoa, Chordata, Actinopteri, Spariformes, Sparidae. The record is from RefSeq and is a predicted model, not a curated record. Bases 555 to 2051 code for a protein of 498 amino acids. The transcript is spliced from 12 exons.